Anthonomus grandis grandis is the source of this 759-nucleotide messenger RNA. RefSeq lists its product as uncharacterized. NCBI's taxonomy places the organism in Eukaryota, Metazoa, Arthropoda, Insecta, Coleoptera, Curculionidae. The record is from RefSeq and is a predicted model, not a curated record. The transcript has a single exon. Bases 1 to 759 code for a protein of 252 amino acids.
AUGGAGAAUAAGUCUCUUGUUGAUUUAAUACGGAGCUUAGUAAGUAGCAACAAAGAAAUACAAAAUCUAAUAAGGGAGCAGAAGACUGAGAUCGCCGAAGAAUUAAAAUUAUUAAGAAAGGAGCUAUUGGAGAAUUUAUUAAAAGUUAAAGAGGAAAACAAAGCCUUUAAGAUAGAGGUCCAACAGCUUAAAGAGAAGCUGAACAAAGUUGAAAGAGAGUCAAAAAGAUACAAAUUGAUUAUUCACGGUUUUGAAGAGGGCAAGGACGAAAUCUCGGACCUUGGUACUUGUCUGGAUAUUAUUAACAGCAAAUUAGGAGUUGAAUGCCGAUUUUCUGACGUAAGAAAUUUCUUUCGUUUAGGUCAACCCUCAGUUCAAAAGCAUCGAGCAGCUUCAUUAGAGGUGGUGAACUACUUUUUGAAAAAAGAAAUUCUUAAGAAUUCUAAGAAAUUAAAGCAGACACAAAUUUAUAUAAAUCACGAUCGCACUGAUCAGGAACAAGCCGAACAUAAGCUUCUUUAUAGACACUUAAAAAUAGCGAAAGAAAACAACAAGGAGGCAUACAUUAGGAAUAAAGUGUUAUUCAUAAACGGACAAAGCAGGACCCCGGAAGACCUGAAAAAGGAAGAAGCUAUGCACCUAUUACGUCUUGAGUUUCAACGACCACCACCGUAUCCGACUCCUAAACGAAAAACUUCUAGUAGCGAUAGCAAGAAUCCUAAUCAUCCCCAAAAAGAACCCUUAGAAGUGGAAGUGUGA